Molecule: messenger RNA, 609 nt
Organism: Meloidogyne enterolobii
Lineage: Eukaryota; Metazoa; Nematoda; Chromadorea; Rhabditida; Meloidogynidae
Source: the annotation of a GenBank genome assembly
AUGGCACAGAAUCUGACGGAUUCAAUUCAUCAAGUUUUAUAUAGCAAAGAAGAUGGAGUUUGGUAUGAUUUGGAUUUGGUUGAGAAAAAAUUAAGGAAUAAAUUUUACCCGAGCAAUAUUUACCCUCUUCUUUUGGAGAAUAGGCCGAAUAAUGUUUGUGAUAGAAUUGUUAAUUAUUUGUACAAAAGUGGAGCACUUGAAUUUAAAGGAGGAAUUCCUUCAUCUAUGGAACGUAAUUCAAGUGAGCAAUGGGACUUCCCCAAUGGAUGGGCUCCACAACAACAUUUAUUUGUUGUUAGCCUUUUAAAUUGCAAAAACAAUACAAAAGCCAAAAAUAUUGCAAAUAAAAUAGUUAAUGGAUUUUUAACGACAACAUUUAAUGGAUUUUUUAAUCCAAAAAAAGGAAAGCCUGCCCAAAUGUGGGAGAAAUAUGAUGUUCGGUUUGAAGAUGGUCAAACUGGAUUUGGAGGGGAAUAUCCCCCUCAGUCAGGGUUUGGAUGGAGUAAUGGAGUUGUUUUGGAAUUUAUUAGAAUGUUUUAUACAAAAUUGGAAGGAAAUUAGACAAGACUUUUAUUUAGAGAUUGGACCGAGAAAAGUGUGUUUGUUGUU